AGUCGGAGCACAGCACCGAGAGGUCCUGGAAUCUUCCAAACUCCCCUCAUGUCUCAGACAGUCAGCAAAGCGGAUCUGAAAGAAUCGUUAGAAGAGGGUCCAGAGACCGGUCCUGACAAUGGAGCCCAACAGGAGCAGAUGCCUCGGAAAUAUAUUUUUCUCACCAUAUUCUCUUGUUUCUGUCCAUCUUAUCCCAUCAACAUCGUGGCGUUCGUCUUUUCAAUGAUGGCUCUACGCAGCUACAAUGAGGGUGAUAUUGAUGGAGCCAAAAAACUGGCACACAUUGCGGUGUUGGUUGCCAUAGCAGCCAUUAUUAUUGGAUUAUUAAUUAUCGCAAUCUCUUGCGUCGUUCACUUCACUGUGCAGCAGUGAUCGAGCAAACCAAGGAAAAUUAACUGAUUUGGAAAAUCACCAGCAACAACCUGAGAGAUGAAGGAGGAGGAUUUUUUUAGUCUUAAAACCAGUUACGUCCUUUCAUCAGGGAAGAGAAAAGUGAAAGAAUUUCAAACCUUUAUGCUAUCAGGAAGCUCAUGAAAGACUUCUCCAUCAAACCUGGCAGCUGGAUAACACAGAAAUACCUGAGCAGCGAUAACAAUUCCGGAAGUUAU
Carcharodon carcharias (great white shark) is the source of this 608-nucleotide messenger RNA. Its product is annotated as transmembrane protein 233-like. Gene Ontology annotation, cellular component: membrane. The transcript has 3 exons. The coding region runs from base 49 to 372 and encodes 107 amino acids. Lineage: Eukaryota; Metazoa; Chordata; Chondrichthyes; Lamniformes; Lamnidae. The record is from RefSeq and is a predicted model, not a curated record.